AUGUAUGACACAUGCCCCAACCCGAGACAGUAUAUCAGGGGGCUGGAAAGCUCACUAGCUCGCCUUCUUGACAACAACCAUGUCCCCAGUUUUAUCUGGGGAGAGUCUGCAUUGGCCAUGUACGGAGCCAGGUCGACGAUUCAUUUUUCUGCAUGGGCGAUCCCAGGUAGGAACAUGGAAAAGGCUACACGGGCAUUGAUAACUGCUGGGGAUCGCCGAACUCGCCGGGCGCCCCGAGCCCCUCGUUGCUCCAAGAUGACUGAGCACUAUCAUCCUUACCCUGACAAACACUUUCAUUACCGGAGUGAUGUGCUUACCGGCGAGAAGAAGGAAUUGGUAUACACUGUGGCGUUGUACAAAAUGCAUCGGCUGUUUUGGAAUAUGCCAGAACCGCCAUCUGGUUCUGGUACAUUGAGUUCUGCGCAUACUAGUCGUUUCGGUGGAUCGGAUUUCCAGCUCAGUCGGCAGCGAGAGGGAGACUAUCCCGUUAGGCUAUUGACCCCAGGAAAAUAUCUACAAGGAAUGAUCUACCUGGUGCUGCGGGAUCAUCACGUCCAAAGGUUUAAGCGUUGGCAACAUUGGCAGCAGGAGCUUGGUUACCUGAUCGCCCUUUUCGAACAAAAGAGGUACCAGGUGCAUCUGAAGGGCCUCGAUGCUCGGUUCUUGGAGUACAUGAGACAUCGAAACAGCCCUGAGUAUGGAUAUGGGGACGGGGGAGCCAAACUCCUGAAUCAGAUCUUUGAUGAAGAGAAAAAAGGAGGAAGGCUUCCAAGGCCAGAGAAUGGCGAAAUUGAUACCCCUCGCCUGGAUCAGCUCUUCCAGGUGGUUUGA
Molecule: messenger RNA, 831 nt
Organism: Aspergillus sclerotioniger CBS 115572
Lineage: Eukaryota; Fungi; Ascomycota; Eurotiomycetes; Eurotiales; Aspergillaceae
Exons: 3
Coding region: 1-831 (276 amino acids)
Source: RefSeq, a predicted model, not a curated record